AUGAUACCUCGAGCAGCGCAAAUACGGCAGCAGCAGGCUCAGGAGCGGCGUAACAAGCUGGAGGAGAGCGCGGCUCGUGCUGCUCGGGAGGAUGUGUUUGCACGGCACAACGCCAUGUAUGGUGUGCAGCGGCCCAAUUCACGGUUUGCUAAUACCAACCGCUACUCUCGACGGGACCCCAACCGUGGUAUAAUCACUCAAGCCGAGUGGGAUGCUGUCGUAGGCGAGCAUGAAAAUUCUGGCUCUAUGUUUCGCAUUUUUUUCUCCGUAGCGGUAGUGAUUGCCAUUUCGUUGCUUGCGUUAGCGAAGUAUGACGUGGAGUUUAACCUGGAGCCACCUCAGAUUGAGAGUGGCAAAGGGUUCGGUGAGGUCAAUCCGACUCAUGAUGGUGCCGUCACUCCAAGUGAAGCGGAGAGCUAUUACGAAAUAUUGGGUGUGAAGGGGAGAAUCCGUCCGAAAUCUACCGGAGCUGCUGCUGAUGAGGCAGGUGGAGAGGACCUUGACAAGGAACGACGGCGGGAGAACUACCGCAUCCGGCAGGAAAUCCGUAAGGCGUAUAAAGAACAUCAGGAUGCGCGAGGGCAGCUGGUUCACUGUGGUCGUGCGUGCGAAGCCAAUAAUCAACAGGUGGAGCUUGCGUACAAUCGCCUUGCCUCUCAGGUAGACCGUGAACUUUUCAGUGUUUUGCUGGACACGAAGGAUACGAAGGACGCACGCUCAGUCGACCCCACUGAACUGAAGAGAGCAUACGAAACAAAAAAGAAAUUAGUGGAAGAGACGGAGAAGAAUGAGGAAGACCGGUCGAUGGUUCUUGAGGAGCUGAAGGAUGCAUACGACAUUCUUGUGAACCCUGAGGCACGUAAUUACUAUCUUCUCUAUGGGAUAAAGCCUCCAGAGCAUAUGCGGUAUACCAGUGCUCGCAGUGGUGGAUGGGGACAGGAGAUGACGCUUGGAACGUUUAAAUACCGUGUGAUAAUUUCGUGGCUGGACUUCAUGCAGGAAUAUAUUGGACUGUGGGGUGAGACCAUUGUGUUACUUUGCGCAGUAGGCUUCGUCCUUUCGCGCCUUCCAGCUGCACUGCGGCAGUCGGAGAGCAUAAUGGAGGAUCUUGAAUGGGAAGAUGCGAUAGAGGAGGAGAGACGGCGGAACGGUGAAUAG
This is a messenger RNA of Trypanosoma brucei brucei TREU927, 1158 nucleotides long. RefSeq lists its product as hypothetical. The transcript has a single exon. Lineage: Eukaryota; Euglenozoa; Kinetoplastea; Trypanosomatida; Trypanosomatidae. Bases 1 to 1158 code for a protein of 385 amino acids. The record is from RefSeq and is a predicted model, not a curated record.